This is a messenger RNA of Suillus paluster, 873 nucleotides long. RefSeq lists its product as uncharacterized. NCBI's taxonomy places the organism in Eukaryota, Fungi, Basidiomycota, Agaricomycetes, Boletales, Suillaceae. The coding region runs from base 173 to 622 and encodes 149 amino acids. The transcript has 4 exons. The record is from RefSeq and is a predicted model, not a curated record.
AACGAGCCCUUCUCGAUAUUUUUAGCUGACUCGCUCAUUCCCAAUAUCUCCCAGUCCUUCGUGGCGCCGCCGCCGCCUCGAUGAUCCACAGCCGCCACAUCUCUAGAUUUAAACUACCCCAGUAGCGCCACAGAUCGGAACGCAUCCCCGAGCCGUCGGUUAACUUGGGCACAUGAACUUAUCUCAGUCAGCCAAAAAUAGCCGCAAUUCCCGAUACCCUCGAUCACUCGCUCAGAGUCAUGUCUCCUUCGCACCACCUCCACCCCGCGGCCCCAUAAUGAAUCGCACCCCAGAUCCCCCAGUCCACAUCCUUCGUGGCGUCGCCGCUCGUCCAAGGAUCCACAGGCUCAGCUGCCACACCACCUACCCCAGUGGCGCUACAGAUUUUGGAACGUGUGUUAUUCUGAUUCUGAUCACCCCAAAUAUCAUGUUAAUCUCGAUCCAGCAUAUGUCGGCUGAUAUGCAGUGGUGUGUACGCCACAUGUUCUGUCAAGAUCGCGUGCCUACUGAGGUGGUGACGGACCCUGCGUCACUAGAACUUGGCACGGGCGGAUCCCCCGUCACGUAUACUAUGCUGGCUGAUAUGCAGUGGUACGUAUGGCACAUGUUUUCGAAGGGAUGAUCGCGUGCGAAGUCCGGGAUGAAAUGUGAACCGCGUCAUUGGAACUUGGCAUAGGGUAAAUCCCCCAUCGCGUCAUAAUCUGAAGUUCUGCAGCCGGCACACUGCCAAACUGAAACCACCCUAAUUGCGCCACAGAUGGAUGGAAGGACCAGCGUAUAUCGGCUGAUCUCCAGUGGUGCCUAUACCGCAUCUUUUGGUUUCGUCGAAGGUAUCAUCGCGUGGCGCGUUUUGCCUAGUGUACUAUCCACAUC